AUAUGAGAAUGAGCAUAUAUAAACUGACUGAAUCCUUGUAUUGUAUAUACGAAUUGAAUUCCCCCAUAUCUUUUGUUUUCUCUUCUUUAUCCUAUUCCAAAUGCACCGUAGCUUGGGUCCAAGCCCAGCAACGUAACAGCCAUGGAUACCAAUUCCAAAUUCCUCCACACCAUCGCCAACCCUAGAAUCAAUACCAAUGGAGGCUUACUCCAUCUAGACAUGCAGCCCACCACCUCCUCCUCCUCCGACUCCGCAGCGGAGGGUACCGGCGACGCCAAGUGGGCGUCGAGGCUCCUCCGCGACUGCGCGGCCGCCAUGUCCGACAAGGACUCCGCCAAGAUCCACCACCUCCUCUGGAUGCUGAACGAGCUCGCCUCCCCCUACGGCGACACCGACCAGAAGCUCGCCGCCUACUUCCUCCAGGCCCUCUUCUGCAAGGCCACCGACUCCGGCCGCCGCUGCUACAAAACCCUAAUCUCCGUGACGGAGCGGAGCCACUCCUUCGACUCGGCCAGAAAACUCAUCCUCAAAUUCCAAGAGGUCAGCCCCUGGACCACCUUCGGCCACGUGGCGUCCAACGGAGCCACGCUGGAGGCCUUGGAGGGCGAGCCCAGCCUCCACGUCAUCGACAUCAGCAACACGCUCUGCACCCAGUGGCCCACCCUUCUAGAAGCCCUCGCCACCCGCACCGACGACACCCCCCGCCUCCGCCUCACCGUGGUCGCCGCCACCGCCGCCGCCAAAUCCGCCAUGAAGGAGAUCGCUCCGAGGAUGGAGAAAUUCGCCAGGCUCAUGGGCGUCCCCUUCGAGUUCACCGUCAUCGCCGGUCUCAACCGCCUCGGCGAUCUCACCAAGGACGACCUCGCCGUGCGCGAGGGCGAGGCCGUGGCGGUCAACUGCGUGGGCGCGCUGAGGCGCGUGGACGUGGAGGAGAGGAAUCGCGUGAUCGAGACCAUCAAAUCGCUAAACCCUAAGGUGGUGACGAUCGUGGAGGAAGAGGCGGAUUUCUCGAGCAACAGGGAGGACUUCGUCAAGUGCUUCGAGGAGUGUCUGAGAUUCCACACGGUGUAUUUCGAGAUGCUGGAGGAGAGCUUCGCGCCGACCAGCAACGAGAAGCUCAUGCUGGAGCGCGAGUGCGCCAGGAGCAUAGUUAGGGUUUUGGCGUGCGACGACAAAGUUGAGGAUUGUGAUAGUGAGAGGAGGGAGAAGGGGAGGCAGUGGUCGGAGAGGCUCCGGGAGGCGGGGUUCACGGCGGCGGCGCACAGCGACGACGUUGUGGACGACGUGCGGGCGCUGCUGAAGAGGUACAGGGCGGGGUGGUCGCUGCUGCUGCCCGGAGAGGAUGGGAUUUAUUUGGCAUGGAAAGAGGAACCUGUAGUAUGGGCAUCGGUAUGGAAACCAUCAUAAUAUUAUACCCAUUUUCACAUAUAUAUAAUAGCAUCACAUUAAUUUCUUCAUAUUCAUUAUUAUUAUCACCAAAAAAAUUGGUUGUGUGCUUCAUUAUAUAUUUACACUGCUAAGAGUUUAUUCAAAUUUUUGUGCCUGUUUCUUCGUC
Salvia miltiorrhiza (redroot sage) is the source of this 1555-nucleotide messenger RNA. Its product is annotated as protein SHORT-ROOT-like. Gene Ontology annotation, cellular component: nucleus. Bases 142 to 1407 code for a protein of 421 amino acids. Gene Ontology annotation, molecular function: DNA-binding transcription factor activity; sequence-specific DNA binding. The transcript has a single exon. The record is from RefSeq and is a predicted model, not a curated record. Lineage: Eukaryota; Viridiplantae; Streptophyta; Magnoliopsida; Lamiales; Lamiaceae. Gene Ontology annotation, biological process: regulation of DNA-templated transcription.